Salarias fasciatus (jewelled blenny) is the source of this 6216-nucleotide messenger RNA. Its product is annotated as striatin-4-like. Lineage: Eukaryota; Metazoa; Chordata; Actinopteri; Blenniiformes; Blenniidae. Bases 166 to 2571 code for a protein of 801 amino acids. The record is from RefSeq and is a predicted model, not a curated record. Gene Ontology annotation, molecular function: protein phosphatase 2A binding; calmodulin binding; armadillo repeat domain binding. Gene Ontology annotation, cellular component: dendrite. The transcript is spliced from 18 exons.
UAGUAAUUCUGCUCCGUGCGUGUGAGAAGGAAGAAAGGAGGGUAGUCUGUAGUGGAGAGCUCCUGGGCUGGAAAAGGGUACGGGGUUGGCUGUUUUCCCUGAUUUCUGUGAGCCCACUCGGCCUGUUUCCACCUCCUUAAUCUGGCGAAAGGCUAAACGGGUAAAAUGGAGGCGGACAGACCCGGCGGAGGACCAAACCCGAACUCCGGAGGCGGCAGCUGCGGAGCGGGGCGCAACCCAAACGGGCCCAAAGCAGCACCGGGCCAGGCGACAUCAGCCGCGGCGACCGGGGCGAUGGCAGCGGCGGCGGUAGGAGGAGGAGGCGGAGGAGGUGGAGGAGGUGGUGGAGGAGGAGGAGGCGGAGGAGGAGUAGUACUAGCGGGAGGAGCAGGACCCGGAGGACCAGGAGUCGGGGCCGUCCCCGGACCGCUGCAGCCGCGGGAGCUGCAGCAGGACGGGGACUCGGGUAUGACGCUUCCCGGGAUCCUGCACUUCAUCCAGUACGAGUGGGGACGCUUCCAGGCCGAGAAAUACCGCUGGGAGGCAGAGAGAGACGAACUCAGGGCCCAGGUGGCGUUCCUGCAGGGCGAGAGGAAAGGGCAGGAGAACAUGAAACAAGACCUGGUGAGGCGGAUCAAAAUGCUGGAGUACGCCCUCAAACAGGAGAGAGCGAAGCACCAGAAGCUGAAGACGGGAAAUGACCCGAGCCAGGGUGACAAGAAGCCAGAGACGGAGGCCGAGCAACUUCCCAAUGGGCCGGCUGAGUCAGACUCUGAACCAGCCAAUCAGAUGUCCUGGAAGGAGGGACGUCAGCUACUACGCAAAUACCUUGAGGAGGUGGGUUACACAGACACCAUCUUGGACAUGCGCUCUAAGCGCGUGCGCUCUCUGCUGGGGCGGAGCAGCCCCGAGGCCAACGGCCCGCCGCCCAGCGAAAGCUGUCCAGAGCCCGAGCCGCGGGCAGGAGGAGAGUCUCUGCUCGUCCGACAAAUAGAGGAACAAAUUAAAAGGAACGCAGGAAAAGAAAGCUCUAAGGAACGUGUGGGCGGCUCUGUGCUGGACAAGAUCCCCUUCCUGCACGGCUGCGAGGACGAUGAUGAAGACGACAGCGACGAGGAAGAUGACUUCCAGGGCAUGGCGACCGACUGCAUCGACGGUCCGCGCAAGAGCAAAAAAUCCCGCGUAAAGAUGGGCUCGGAACCGAUGACCACGGACCUGGACCCCGAGGACGAGGAGGACGAAGACGACUCGGAGGACGCCCUCAGUGAAUUUGACUUCCUGGGCUCGGGGGAGGAUGGGGAGGGGGCGGGAGAGGCCCGGAUCUCGGGGGACGGCCGGGAGUUAGAAAACCGCAGGAACAAGUUACAAGGCAUGAUGUCGGACUUCCCCCCUAAACCUACCCCGCCCCCCUCCGUAUCAGGACAGACUCGCCCCGGGGAAGGUGGUGCUCUGGGCUUCUCCUCUGAUGUUUUCAUCAUGGAUGCUGUGGGAGGAGGCGACAUGAACCUGGGUGAACUGGCUGAUCUCACUGUUGCAAACGACAACGAUCUCUCCAUGGAUAUGCAGGACAACAGAGAAGAAUUCAAGAAGACGUGGAACCCUCGUUUCACACUACGAAGCCACUUUGACGCCAUCCGCGCUUUGACGUUUCACCCCAGCCAGGCGGUGCUGCUCACGGCCUCUGAGGAUGGUACUCUGAAGCUCUGGAACCUGAACAAGGCCAUGCACUCGAAAAAGAAUGCAGCGCUGGAUGUCGAGCCCAUCUAUACAUUCAGAGCACACAGCGGAGCUGUUCUUUCCCUGACGAUGGGUGAAGAUGGAGAUUCCUGCUAUAGUGGAGGUCUGGAUGGGACCGUGAGGUGUUGGAAGAUGCCGGACCUGAAUGUGGAUCCCUAUGAUAACUAUGACCCUGGCAUCGAGAGCAGUGUGCUCGCAGGACAUGAGGACAGCGUCUGGGGUCUGACCUACUCCACUGCUCACCAUCGUCUGGCCUCGUGCUCGGCGGACGGCACCAUUCGCAUCUGGGACCCUCAGAACUCGUCUCCCUGCGUGUCCGUCUUCAAUAAGGAGAGAGAACAUGGAACUCCCACCUCUGUGGCCUUUGUGCCCACCGACCCCAACCAGGUGGUGGUGUCGUUCGACGGUGGCGAGACGCUGCUGUACGACCUCAACACAGAGCAGAGUGUCACUGCACUGGAGACACAGACCAAAGAUGGCAGCGAGCUGAUUAAUCGUGUCGUCAGUCACCCGUCUGAGCCCGUGUCCAUCACUGCACAUGAGAAUCGCACCAUCCGUUUCCUAGACAACAAGACAGGUAAAGUCGUUCACUCCAUGGUGGCUCACUUGGAUGCGGUCACCUGUCUCACUACAGACCCCAAAGGCACUUACCUCAUCUCUGGCAGCCACGACUGCUCGGUGCGCUUAUGGAUGCUGGACAACAGGACGUGCGUGCAGGAGAUCACUGCCCACAGGAAGAAGCACGAUGAGGCCAUUCAUGACGUGGCCUUCCACUCCUCCCAGCCCUUCAUUGCCAGCGCUGGCGCAGACGCCCUCGCCAAGAUCUUUGUCUGACGCCAGCGUCGUCAUUCUGGGUCCGACGACCACCACAACUGGGCCAAAUGAGACUGGAGAGUGCGGUGGACAGUAUUUACCUGCUCACACACACACACACACACACACACACACACACACACACACACACACACACACACAGAAACAGACCCCCUCCACAGACACUUGUCCUGCACCCCACUGGCUGGGUCAUCGCCACAGGACGCCGCCCCUGCGCCUCCCUCCAACCCCUCACUGUUCUCCGAUGCCUCAGUGACUUCUUCUUGUAAUACUAAUCACAUCUUGUAAUGCUUUUUUAUAUCUCUAAAAAUCCUGGCUGCUCUGUUUUCAAGUAAUCAUGUUUGGAGUAACACUUUUCUACACUACAAUAUGCUUUCUCUUUAUAUUUUCUUUGAGUCAGCUAAUGAUUAUUACAAAGCACCGUGUGUGUGUGUGUGUGUGUGUGGGUGUGUGUGUGUGCGUGUGCGUGUGCGUGUGUUUGUCGCGCUUCUGGCACAAAACUUGCAUUUCACAGAGAGAAUCAACCCUGCACAAACGCACCUCCAUUUGUCAUUUCUAGAUCUUGUUUUUUUUUUUUUUUUUGAUAAUUGCUUGUGGUAACAAAAGUAUGUCGGCAUGAUUUGAAGUAGUAACUCUUCCCGAUGUUGACACGUAACAUCUGGCGCAGCCUCUGCAGUGGGAAUCAAUGUAUUACAUUCCAAAGACUCCAGAUAGAGUGCGCGGUUCGUAUUUGGGGUUGGGGAAUGUUUAACCCGGUGUGCGUGCGUGUGUGUUGAACAAAUAGCUUUAAUUUUGUCGCCACGACUCUUUGUCUCAUUGUUUUGUGCGGAGCAUUACAGCGUCCCAGUGAUUCUGCGCGCGUGCGUGUGUAUGUGUGUGUAAGACUUUGUUGUACACUAUGAAUGAACACAUUUCUACAAUCAGAUCCCCAUCUGCAGGUUUUUGAUUUGAAUUUUAAUUCAACUCUUCAGACUGCUGCUGUCUCACCAUUUUAACCAGAUACAGAGUGGUGUGUUUCACUGUGUGCAGCAGUAGUUUUUAAAGUGUGGUGUGUGUUCCUGAUCUUCAGUUCACGAGGGAUUUUUAGGGUUAGCAGGAAUGUUUAGGUUUAUUUUUUGAGCAGAAGUGAAAGUAAAAAAAAAUGAAGAUGUAUCCAGAGCUUCACUGGUUGAAUCCCACUGCUGAAAAGUCACCCUGAGCUGCUUGGGUUGUAUUAGAAAUCACAUCCUGCAAAAAAUUUGUGCCAAAUGCCAAAUCUGCAGAGAGCAUGAUCUGCUGCGGAGUUCUCUCUCCAAAAUGCAUCGUCUCCCUGAUUUUCUGAAGAAAUUGUGAUUAGAUAUAAAUGGAGAGGGAAUCGCACAAAUGUUUUAGUAAAACAUGUUUGAAGUGAAUUUAUUGUAAAUGUAAUGGAGACUGAUUGAAUAAGUAAAGAAAAAAAAUGCUUUGGAGCAAAACUGCAGAUGUAGAUCUUUUAAUGAUUCAAAAUUUUAAAGUAAAAGCUUCAAAUUAACCCUACAAGAGUAAAAUUGAACCGUCACAGGACUCAGUGUGAUGUAGUUUGAAUCCUCCCACACUCUGGAAUACUCUGUUGUGAACCACGUGAGACUCGGCUGUACGUUCUCUACAAAUGCCACCAUUUGUGUCAUUUGGUGCUUCUUCUAUCAUUUUUUUUUUAACUGUACAGAAGUGUGUCUUUGGGUGUGUGUGUGUGUGUGUGUGUGUGUUUGCGCACUAGUUAAAUCCCGGUGCUUUGACAGACCUCGUCAGUCUUGAGUCAGAAUCAGGGACCUGUUUUAAUGUGUCUGUUCCGAGAGGCUCUUGUUUUCUCGUUCACUGGGUCACAAACCUGCGUCGAGUGAAUCACCGUCUUUCAAUCACUUUCAAUCCUGAGAUCAUUUCAUGAACUGUCGUCACAUUUCGAAGCCUAACCGUCACUGUCGAUGUUUGUCAUUCCAGGGAUGUGAAUUACGUGGGCCUCAGUUAUUUCAGGCUGGAUGUUGGGGGGGGGGGGGGGGGGGGGGGGGGUGGGGGUGUACAGAGCUGUUAAUGCUUUACAGUGAGGAUCACCAGGACUGAAGGGCGUUCCGUCUUUCCUCGCUCAAGAGAUCGUUGUUUCCAAGAUGGCGCCACUUGUUGUGGCCGGUGCUUGUUUCUGGUUUGUUGUUAUUUAUUGGAGCUUAGAGAAAAAGCUCACCUUCCCCUCGGUGUCGAGGCGAGGCUCCCUCUUCUUGUAAGAUGUGCAUCAGUUGCACAAGUAGCACAUUAGCCAAACAAAUGUGAAGCUGGCCUCCUCUCUUCGAAGAGCCACGCUUUGGGAACAAUUCAAGUAUGAGCACCACAGCUGGGCACCUUGUUUUGCCGAUCUGGUAUGGUUCAAUUGGACUGAACAUAAUCCAGAGAGGAGAAGACAUUUUUUGAUACAGGCAAGAAAAAAAACAAAAAAAACCAUGAUUGCUGAAGUUUAAAGAAGUGGCCUCUUAGCAUUUCACCUAAAUCUUGACUUUUUAAAGAAAAAAAACCUUCAUCCUUGAGGAUGGUGGUAAAUCAGCUGGUUACUCGCAAGAUACAGGGUCACACUUAGCGGUCACGUCAACGUGAUGAAAGUAGCAUAGAGGUAAAACACUCUUUUCCUAAUCACUGGGGACACUAUAGUAUUCCUAAUUUAUCUCUCUCUACGUAUAUAUGAAUAUAUUUUCACACAGGAUGGUGGACUGGCGCGUGGAUUUAAACAAGCCGUUACUCUGCUGUUGAUUUGACAUGAAUUUUGUCAAAGAGGAGAACCGGGUGCAACUACGUUUAUCGAACUGCUGCUGGGCGAAGCGCCGCGUUGUCGCGUGGAACUACUAUUUGGCCCCAUGUUGCACUACAUCGUUAAAAAGGAGUGGACACACAGGGUGUAGAAAUAUUGUUUUUGUUUUUUUUUGUUUUUUUUUUUUGCAGGUAUUUCUUCUACAAUCUGAAGUGAAUACUUUUACUCUGAGCUAACAGUGUCCCCUCUGUGAGUAGACAAAUCAGUGAGACACAUCAAAAUAACAAAAAAAAAAAAGAAGAAGAAAGGAAUUGAGAUAAAGGUUGUAAAUGAUGACUCGAGUUGCCAUUAUGUGCUGUAAAUGUCCAUCAUUUCCUUGUUUUCAUUCUUGCAUUUCUUUUCUUUGAUUACGAAUACGAUUAAUAAGAUGUAAGAAUACUGUAGUAUCAUACGUGAAUCAUUCUUCCUUACUAGGCAUAGGACUUGCUUGUGAUCGAUAAUGGCAAUGUAAAAGUUGUAAAAAAAAAAAAAAAAAAGUAAGGUGAUUGAAAAAAAAUAUUAAAAAAAGAUAAAAUUGUUAAAAGGAAAAAAAAGAAGAAAAAAAAGGCAGUUAUCAGUCAGAGGCCAAGGUAAAGGACUCUCAUUUCUUUGUGUUUUUAUUUUUUUAUUAGCAAUUUAUCACUGUGUGAUAUUUUGUACAUCAUAUUAAGCUGUAUUCAAACGAUUUCCUCUAACUACAAGGGAUAAGAGACCUGCUUUUUAUUAAUUUUGUUUUAUUAUAUAUUUUUGAACUGCAUUCUAGCUUGUAUCAAAAUGACUUUCUCUUUUUUGUUUACGGGUCCCCUGUUGUAUGUCAUUAAGGAAGAAAAGACAAAAAAAUGAAAAUUUUGUACAGU